AUGCCAAGUGGUGCUAGAGGUGAGGUAGAGGCGGACGCUAGUGGGCUAGGCAACAUGGAAGGCCCUAGUGGAGGUGGAGACGCCCUAGACAACGUUAGUGAAGGCGCAGGAGGUGACGUAGGCGCAGGAGGUGACGUAGGCACUGGAGGAGAGGACCCAAGUGGCAUCGGCAGGCACCCACUCUCACAAAGGCAAGAAGAGGAAUACUAUAUCAGAUUCACAGCAAAGCAAGGGAACUGCAAAUAG
Molecule: messenger RNA, 246 nt
Organism: Ilex paraguariensis (yerba mate)
Lineage: Eukaryota; Viridiplantae; Streptophyta; Magnoliopsida; Aquifoliales; Aquifoliaceae
Source: the annotation of a GenBank genome assembly